Molecule: messenger RNA, 672 nt
Organism: Symbiodinium sp. CCMP2456
Lineage: Eukaryota; Dinophyceae; Suessiales; Symbiodiniaceae
Source: the annotation of a GenBank genome assembly
AUGUCGCUGGCAUUCCUCCGCGAGGCCGCCGCCGCUGCCAAGAAGCAGGAGGCACCACAACCACCUCCGCCCAAGCCCGAAGGAGAAGCAUCUACGCCAUGGAGACGCAUUGAUGACAUCGGCAGCGGGCUGUUCCUUUGUGGGGCAGCUGCCCUGGAGAACAAGGCCGAGCUCGAGCGCUUGGGAAUCCGCGGGAUCCUGAACUGCGCGAAGGAUGAAUUGUACAAUCGAUCCUACUCUGAUGGAGUGCCCUUGCGCAUGCGGCUUGAUGGCUACGAGAUUGACGUGCUAGAGGCGGAAGACAUUGAGGAGCAGCCCAUGCGUGACCUUUGGGUUCGUUCGGUGGAGUUCCUGGACAAGGUGCUCCGUGAGGGUGGUUGUGUGGCUGUGCACUGUGCGCAGGGCGUAAGCCGGUCAGCGAGCACGUGCCUGGCGUACCUGAUGAUUCGGGAGGGUUUGUCCCUGGAAGCCGCCUUCCGCCGUGUCUUCACUGCCAGGGACUUCAUCCGCCCCAACCCGGGCUUCUGGCAGCAACUUCGAGACCUAGAGACUUCCCUCUUCGGGAAGUCUGCUGGCGUGGGCAACGAUCAGGAUGCUGCCGGGCAGGCACUGCUGCGCCUGGACGAGGAGCUGAGGCAGAAGAAAUUGGCUGUGGCCGCCGGUUGGUUGUGA